This is a messenger RNA of Cavia porcellus (domestic guinea pig), 228 nucleotides long. RefSeq names its product keratin-associated protein 19-7-like. Bases 1 to 228 code for a protein of 75 amino acids. The transcript is spliced from 2 exons. The record is from RefSeq and is a predicted model, not a curated record. Lineage: Eukaryota; Metazoa; Chordata; Mammalia; Rodentia; Caviidae.
AUGUCGCACUUGGGAACAACGACCCUGUUGGCAUUUGGAAUAAACACCAUGUGUGCUAUACCAUGCUACUAUGGAGGCCAGGGCUAUGUCUAUGGCUGUGGGUGCGGCAUCUUCCACAGACUGGGCUGGGGCAGUGGCUAUGGAGGCUAUGGAUAUGGCUCUGCCUACAGAUACGGAUGCUGCUGCCCAUCAUGCUAUGGAGGAUACUGGUCUUCUGGUUUCUAUUGA